This is a messenger RNA of Cyphellophora europaea CBS 101466, 888 nucleotides long. RefSeq lists its product as uncharacterized. NCBI's taxonomy places the organism in Eukaryota, Fungi, Ascomycota, Eurotiomycetes, Chaetothyriales, Cyphellophoraceae. The record is from RefSeq and is a predicted model, not a curated record. The transcript has 2 exons. The coding region runs from base 1 to 888 and encodes 295 amino acids.
AUGCGCGAGCCGAAUCCUCCUCCGGGCAUGAGCCAUUCUCCCGCCUACUACGAACAUACCAGAUCCUCCAAUAGUUCCUUUACGGCUCCUAGAGACCAGCUUUCACCGCGGAGACCACCCCAUGCCUACCUCGGCAGCAAUCAAGAGCAUCUGCCCAACGCAGACCACGUCAAGACCUCCAUAUCCAGUGCUACGUCAGGCUCGACGGAUGCUACAGACCCAAGAAAUCACAAUCCCGCUCGGCCUUACCAAUACGGCCCGGCGGCGGAGAGAGGUCAUGCGCAGGAUCGACGUGGCCGACAUUCGCAGUUAAGCCCUGCUGCUUCGCAUCGAGUGUCCAACAGCGCCCACGGCCACAGAGAAAUGGUGCAAGCGCCUCCUCCAACGGUCAUCAGGUACAUCCAAGAAGAUGGGGACGAUGAAGAGGAAGAGAAGCCUGACCAUGCCAUUUGGAUUCUGUUCUGGAUGUCAUGUCUCGACCCGUUGUUCAGCCUCUUCAGCUGUCUCUUCACCAUCUUCACAUUGUUGGCCUUGGUCGCUUGCUCGCCUGUGCGGUUAUGCAAACCGGACUGGUCCUUCAGUCUCUCAUUGAUUCGGACCAUUUGUCCGCUGUAUCGCAAACAUCUACAACUAUUAUAUGCGUCAUCCGUCGACAACGCUCAUAACUUCGAGUUCAGUCCGAUGAAGCUUAUUGCGAUUCACGCCACGGCACCAUUGCUCAGCAUAUGCUUUGCCUUUUUCUCUUGGAUCGCCGCAGUCUUUUGGCUGUUCGCGAUUACCAUGGGCAACCCGGACGGCACCGAGAAGCGAGACGAUGGACGUGCGACUGUACUCAUGGCGAGAAACCGGUGGGAGAGGUACUUGCUUCUUGCGCUACGGCGGCGAUGA